Messenger RNA from Cicer arietinum (chickpea), 354 nucleotides. NCBI's taxonomy places the organism in Eukaryota, Viridiplantae, Streptophyta, Magnoliopsida, Fabales, Fabaceae. The record is from RefSeq and is a predicted model, not a curated record.
AUGUUCAUUGAGCAUGUAUUUGAUCAGCAAUACUGCAUUAUCAUAGCUCCUCAUGUUGGUCACAGACAGGGAUCAGUUAACCAUGGAUCAUUUCAGUGGAAUUGGAACUCUUCAGUGUCAUUUCUCUAUGGUGGCCUAGCACCAAUUUUCAUAGUUAUUGGGAUAGCAUUGCUCACGGUGGCUUGUUCUCGAUGUCUUAGGCCCCAAACGAAUCUAUCAUCGACGACAAGUCGUGAAUCGAACACAUCCAGAAGGGAAACAAUCAAUGAAGUUGAUCAUGAACCUAAUAUUUUGGUGAUUGUAGCUGGAGAAGAUCAUCCAACUCAUAUGGCUAAGCCCCUCUCUUUGAGUUAA